Messenger RNA from Colletes gigas, 7415 nucleotides. Its product is annotated as lysine-specific demethylase 4A-like. Gene Ontology annotation, biological process: chromatin remodeling. Gene Ontology annotation, molecular function: histone H3K9 demethylase activity; histone H3K36 demethylase activity. The record is from RefSeq and is a predicted model, not a curated record. The coding region runs from base 154 to 4917 and encodes 1587 amino acids. The transcript is spliced from 11 exons. NCBI's taxonomy places the organism in Eukaryota, Metazoa, Arthropoda, Insecta, Hymenoptera, Colletidae. Gene Ontology annotation, cellular component: nucleus.
CGCCAUCUUUAUUGGUAUUGGAGACGCGCGGGGUACAGCGGUGAAUGUGUCAAAAUCGCAGGAUCCACGGCAAUAUCUGGAUGAACAUGGUGUUUAUACAGGAAAGGUGAUUUUUCGCGUCUGAUAUCGGUGUGUAGAAAUUAAUAUAAAAAAAUGGUCAGCAACAUUUCACGGGGUACGCCCCGCAUCCAAGUCUUCAGACCUUCGUACGAAGAGUUCAAGGAUUUUACCAAGUACGUAGAAUAUAUGGAAAGCAAAGGCGCGCAUAAAGCAGGCUUAGCAAAAGUAAUCCCACCGCCUGAAUGGAUUCCGAGGAAAGGAGGCUAUAACUUAGACGACUUGAAUCUGACUAUUCCGGCGCCGAUUUGUCAAGUAGUCACUGGCAAGCAGGGUCUUUAUCAGCAAAUUAAUAUACAAAAGAAGUCGAUGACCGUUAAGGAGUACAGUAAGUUAGCUAAUUCUGAGCGCUAUAACACUCCCCGUCACUUUGAUUACGAAGAUUUGGAGAGGAAAUAUUGGAAGAAUAUAACAUACGUAGCGCCUAUAUACGGAGCAGAUGUUUCCGGUUCGUUGACUGAUCCGGACGUGAAAGAAUGGAACAUUAAUCAUCUAGGUACAAUUCUCGAUUACGUAAACAAAGACUAUGGUAUAUCUAUUGACGGCGUCAACACGGCGUACUUGUAUUUCGGAAUGUGGAAGACCACGUUCGCGUGGCACACGGAGGACAUGGAUCUGUACUCCAUAAAUUAUUUACAUUUUGGAGCCCCAAAGACGUGGUACGCCAUACCGCCAGAACACGGACGACGAUUGGAAAGGCUCGCCAGUGGCUUCUUUCCGUCGAGCUACCAGAGUUGUCAGGCUUUCUUGCGUCACAAAAUGUCUCUCAUUUCGCCUCAGAUAUUGAGGCAAUAUUCCAUUCCAUGCAAUAAAAUAACGCAAGAAGCUGGUGAAAUAAUGAUCACCUUUCCUUACGGUUAUCACGCCGGCUUCAAUCAUGGUUUCAAUUGCGCUGAAUCUACUAAUUUCGCAGCACCGCGAUGGGUGGAGUAUGGUAAAAGGGCUACGCAAUGUACCUGCAGUAAAGAUAUGGUUAAAAUCUCUAUGGACACCUUCGUGAAACGUUUCCAGCCGGAGAGAUAUGAAUUGUGGUUACGCGGGGAAGACAUUGGUCCACAUCCUGAAGAUCCUAGGCAAACUGCUGCUCCCAUGCCGUCUCAGAUGGAUCUUCUGUGCAGUAAUAGCAGCAAUGGUCAACUGCCACAGAGCUACUUAAGUGCUGCACCGAAAAAUAAACGGCACACGAUACAUAAAAAGAAAAACAUCAUGGCUACGAAUCCGGACGUUGAUAUGGAGGAGUUGGUGAACCGUCCCGAUAUUCCACCCGACGUGAAGAAAGUUUUGCAGGAUCUUGAACUGGAGGAAGUCGAGGAACAACCGGACGAACAGCAGCUGGAAGUUUUGGAAGACAUAUGGCUGAAAGCAGGAGAAAUGGACGUGAACGAGGCUUCCGUGUACGAUGACGGUUACAAUCGUAAAAAGAGCCGAAAGCGAAAGAAAAAGAACAACGACAAAUCCAAGUCCAAGAAGGAGUCGAACAAAAGUAUUACCGAGCAAGUGACAGUAAAGACUGAAAUCAAAGUGGAAGCGGACGAUAGCUUGAACUUCAUGUCCUCUUCGUUCCCCGAGCAAAAUGACGAUCAAGGGGGCUCGAACGUCGCGACAGCUGGCGACAGUGUCAACGAGGGUAUCAAAGUGGAAGACGUUUCCGAUUUCUCGGAGGCCACCGAGAAACCAGUCAAAAAGAAGAAGAAACAUUCCAAGUCCGGGGAAGCGAAGAAGGGAAGACCGAGGGGUACCGGCAAAAAGAAGAGCAAACAUUUGAAUAUAUCCAUCUUCGACACCGGCGAGCCGUUGGACGUGUCCGACGCGAACGUGCAACGGCAGCUUAUGGCCAUGCCCAGCAUAAGUCACAAACCAUUCACCAUCAAGAACGUUUCGAACAGUCUCGGGAAAGGAAGUCACAUAACGGGGAAGCUGAUCUUCGCUAAUAACGAGAUCAGCGUGACACCGAUCACCGACAAACCAGUCCCGAGCGUCACGAGUACCAACCACGAGGCGAAUCCCGUGUACGGUAGUCCGAAAGGGGCGGAGAAGUUCGUCGAUAACGCGGUGGUCGAGCGGGCGAAGUUCCACGCGAAGAGCGGGAAGAAAAUGUGCGCCGCCAGGAUCAAGUCGACGUUCGCGAAGCAAGCGGCGUUGAAGAAUAUCGCGUUGGAUCAAUCGAAGCCCGUCAAGUUCGACAAAGCGGUGGAGUCCGGGUACAUGAGCAGCGACCCGCUCGCGAUACCGGAUAUGAGACCGUCUAGUUACACCAGCUGCAAAAGCGUGGGCACGAUGCUCACCGAGAGAUCGAUGCCCAACUAUACGAAGAAGGACAUAAUAAAAGCGCCACGGCUGAGCGUGUUGAAGUCAGCGUACAACAUAACCUCCACCGAGGUCUCGCCUAAGGUUGAAUCCGACAAGUCGAUGGGAGAGGAGAAGGACCCGUCGUCGAAUAACGUAGUAGUUUUACCAAAGACUUGGCCUAUCGCCAAACCUCAGGAGCCCAAACUCCCCAAUCCGGGUAUCAUGUUCCUGAACACGAACUUGAGCUUCUCCGGACCACCGAUUCUGCAGAAGGAGGUCACCACGCAGGAGUCUGGAAACGAUUCCAAGUCCACGGAACCGUCGAAACCCGUCGCUUGCAACGCUAUUCAGAUACCGCGUUUGGAAGGCUUCUUCGCGAAGAGCGCGGUGCUCAGCCAACCGCUGACUCAGUCCGUCACUUGUCACAGCAUCAGCGGUACCGGCACGGACGUGAGAACGCUCGGGAAGAGAUCCACCACGGACGCGUCGAAAAUGAUGGCGACGAAGUUCUGGCAGCUGCCUAGCUGCAACAGCAGUUUAUUCUUCUCCAAGGACAACUCCAUGGACGACGCGCAGACCAUGAGCCUGGACGCACCGCAGAAGUCCUCGCUGGGACUGCCGAAAACCAACACGUUCUUCUUAGCCCCGUCGCCCAGCUGCGCGAACGUGUCCAUAAAUCCUCAGUCUUCGAUGAUGAUUGACUUCAACAGAAAGUGUUUGCAGAAAUCGACGACGAGCAGCGCGCCGGCCUCGUCGUUCGUGACGAUUUUGCAAAAGUCGCAGGAUCACUACUUUACCAAGAGAAACGCGAGCCAGAGGGACGAGUCGUGCAACAGGAAUUCGUUCAAGGGUGUCGCCUCGAUCGCGAGUAACGUGAAGACGGUGUCGACGCAGGCGGACAGUCCGUUGGACGUCGACGGCUCGUCCGGUACUAGUUUGAACGUGUCCGGUUUGGACGUAGGUGCCCAUUACGGCUUGGCUCGGUCCUCGCCAAACUUUCACGAUUUAGACUCGACCGUCACGAUCACGCCCCUCUCGCAGGAGCAACUUCCACACAGGAUCGAUUCCACGGAGAAGCUUCAGUGUCAAAGCGCUCGCAAGACCACGGACAACAUAUACGCGCACAUGCCGUCGUUGAAGCCGAUAAAACUGACGAUGUCCAGGCGAAAGUCGAAAGAGAAACUGAAGAAGGCCACCACCAGGAAAAAAGACGCGUUGGACACCAAGGUGACGAUCACCGCGAUCAACGUGGACGAUUCGAACGUAGUCACGAACAAUACCACCGUCGAUAAAUUACCGCCGGUUUCCCAUCGCGUGUCGAUGAUACCGGGCCACAUAUCCGACAUGCUCUACCCCAUCGUGCCGAAUAACGAUUUACUGAAAGCGUUCAACGAUUAUUGGAGCGCUCAAAUAUCCCACUGCGCCAUCUGCGCGCCGUUCACUUCCAGUUGCAACGGAUACGGCAGACUGAUGCCACCCGACUGGAAAUAUUGUAAACCCACCGUUUUACCGGAGAGCUCGCCGAUAUGGGUCUCUGCAAGCGUUUUCGUAGCGAAUUCGAAAGAGCAGAUCGUCGAACCGGAAAACGACAAGCUGCUGCGUUGCAGGGAAUGUCACGUCACCGUACACGCCUCGUGUUACGGGAUUACCGUGUUGCCUACGGACCUACGAAAUUGGGCCUGCGAUAAAUGUAGAGCCGGUAAAACGCAAGUGAUGUGUUGUCUAUGUCCGAUGCGAGGCGGUGCCCUGAAGCGUACCAGCGACAGUAAUUGGGCGCAUAUAUUAUGCGCCCUCUUAUUGCCAGGCGUUACAUUCAAAGACGCGAUCAACAAGGAUCCGAUCAACGUGUUAACUAUGAGGCCUGAUAUCGUUAGUCAGCUGUGUUGUUACUGCGGGCAAAAGGACGGAGCGUGUCUCAACUGUAACCAGUGUAACAAUCUGUUCCAUCCGUCGUGCGGUCUCAUUUCCGGUGCAACGUUCACAAUACCUGUCUACAACUCACCGGAACUUGAGGUGACGUGUGACGGGCAUGACGACGGCAAAGAAAAAGUUCCAACGAUCCGACAGGGAGAGAUCGUAUGGGCGAAGCAUCGCAACACGAGAUAUUACAAGGCCAAAGUAGACUCCAUACACGACACCCUGUUUUACAUGGUCACGUUCAGCGACGAUAGCUUCAGCGAAGAUUUGUAUCCAUCAGACAUUACGAACUAUGAUCCGGGAAAUCCGCCGCAACAGGGGGCAGCAGUGAUCGUAAAGUGGACUGACGAGAAUUUGUACGAUGGUAUCUUCGAGGGUACAAAUCAUAGAAUCAUGUACACCGUAAUUUUCGAAGAUGGUUCGCAACUCGUGCUGAAGCGAAACGAGAUUUAUAGCUUACAGGAAGAUAUGCCAAAAAGAGUGCGUUCACGUCUGUCUGUUGCGACCGAAAUGAAGCACCGGUGUCAUCUGUACGGCACGGAGGAUGAAUCCGAGGCGCAAAGAAAGGUGAAACAGUCUAAACAUUGUGAUUAAAAAAAAAAAAAACAAAAUUAUAUAACGGUUCGAUGUAAAUAAUUAAUAGAGACAAUUUAAUAUUCAGUCGCUGUAAAUAAUAUAUACGAACAAAAUGUGUACCUACUUGAUUUGGUCUUUUCUGAAAGUAAACCGCGCUCGGAAUGGACCGAAUGGACAGAUUCAACUUUUCUCUUCGUCUUUGUUCUCAUUUCGCGGAUUCCUUUCUUUUAUCACCCCCCCUAUUUCGUUUCUUUGAAAUGGUUCCAUGCGCCCGCCAUUUUCUUUCGUUUUUUUUAUCGGUAUCGCACUUUCGUUGUUUUUUUCAGUACACCAUCCCUUUUAUUUUGCUUACACGCUCACUGUAAAGAGUAUUGAUACAACAUUCGUCUUCGGGUUACGAGUUUUAUAUAAAUGUUACGAUGUGUCGUGGAAAAAGCAGAAAAAUAACGAAACAAAGGAAAAAAAAAGUAUUAAAAGGCUACCGCGGCGACGAGUCGCGGAGUGCUGGGACGCGACAUGCGUCCCCUUCGCGACUAUAAAUAAGCGUAUUCGAGUUUUUAAUCGUAAUCGUCGCGUAACUAGGAGAUAAAUACAGACCGGGAGAUCACUUCUGUCUUAUAAAAUGAAUACGUAGAAUGUUUUCUUACCCCUUGUAUUUACAAGCAGCUAACGUACGACGUAGUGAGCUCUACAAGCCGUUGAGGACACUGUUUCUGCUGGCGAUAAGGAUCAAAGAUACGAUACAAUCCGCUAUAAAUUUUCUGUAUAUAUCUACGCGAACGUGGAUAUCGAAUGAAUUGUGUGUUUUAAGCGAUCGCAUUCUUCACUUUGUUUUUAUGGAUAAGCAUCGGGACAUUGAGAAAUAUUCGAGGGUUUGCGUAACUGCAACGUGCUCCUGGUCAAGAAGCAUCGGUAGAUAAUGUAUUUAAAGAUAUUUAUUAUGAUAAACCACAUGCAGAAGGGUACAGCAGUGGUUCGCAGAAACAAUUUUUUCUUCUAUUCUGCUGUUCAACCCUUUGCACUCCAUUUUUCAUUCGUAUUACCAGCAACUCGAAGCAAUUUUAGCGAAAAGAUCCAUAUUCGCAUAUAAGUAAAUGAUAUGCGGAUUAAAAGUUAUUAUUUUUUUAAUUUAUUAUGGAUUUAUAAUGGAUACAAUUACAUUUUGUAAUCGUUCAAGGUGUGGAUACCUCUCGAAGCAAUCGCCAAUAUGUAAUCUUGGCUUUUCUAUACAGGUGUUACAAUAAUAAAUCUAUUAGAACACACUACACGAUCUUAUAGCUUUUACGAUUUCUCUUUGUCCUUGUGUUAUGAACUGAAAAUUAUUUGCAGUGUCUCCAUAGCAGAGUCCUCGAGUUUGAAGACAAAGGUCACAGAUCACAGAUCUUAUGGAAAAUGGCCCCCUGGUUGAAUUAGUUGAAAUUUUGAUGCGAUGUGGUUCAUGGUGUCUCGAUGAAAUGGUCCAAUGGGCCCAAACUCGCAAAUUGAACAGUUUCAAAGGUAAUAAUAGUGUGUCUUGUUCCAGACUACCAUGUUUCAGCAUAUUUCAGUGUAAGAAGCACUGUUGUAACCCUGUGGGCCCUUAAAUGUUACCCCUGACCCUCUGACUCCCCUUCAGGAGUCAAAAUGGGAGUCAGAGGGUCCACAGUACAACUACUGAGUUUUAAAGGGUUAAAUAUAUGGACAGUGUACUACAACAGUGCUUCUUACACUUAAAUAUGCUCGAACGUGCUAGUCUGGAAUAAGUCAUACUAUUAUUGACUUUUGAAACUGUUCAAUUUGCGAGCUUGGGCCCAUUGAAAUUUUUCAUCAAGCACCAUGAACUGCAUCAUAUCAGAAUUUCAGCUAAUUUAAAUGGGGGGGGCCAUUUUCCAUAAGAUCUGUGUGGGAUGGACAUUCGCGGGAAUUUUUUUACACAUGCGUUAGCUUCCUGCCAUGGAUGUAUCUUUAGAAUUCCCAUGUUUUGUACAAAAUUGUCCUUUCUACUUCAAAUGCUCGCCAAUCAGACAAAAAUGAACUUAUCAAACAUCCCCAUACGUAUUUCUCUAGCUAUACCCAUGUAGAUUGAGAGGAAAUUUUUUGUUUUUGUCUCUUUCCCUAAAUUCUAGUUAAGUGUAUACAGUGAUCGUGUGCUCCAGCGCGCAUGACCAAAAUUCCCCGCGAAUGACCAUCACCCUCGAGUGCAAAGGGUUAACACGCAACGUUAUGAAAUAAUAACAGUGCAUAAAAAUCGUACAGAUACACUGCUAUUACUAUGGCCAUAUGACUAAACAUUUGGAAUCAUGCAGUUUAGCAUACGUCACUUUUAAUUCGUAGGUUAUUGUACGAUCGCGUUAAUUUUAAACGUUUAGGAAGAAUUUGUAAUUCGCGAGGAUGAAUAACGCGACUGUCGAUCCUUCUGGCGUGGCGUAUCGCGUAAGUGAUUUUUAAGCAGAGCACCCCCUGAUAAAUCGUAGUGCAUACACGAUUGCGCACGUGUUCGUCACUGAAUUAGUCUAUGAAAAUUUGUAAAAAAAAGA